This is a messenger RNA of Pogoniulus pusillus (Red-fronted tinkerbird), 1713 nucleotides long. RefSeq names its product transmembrane BAX inhibitor motif containing 1 (gene TMBIM1). Gene Ontology annotation, biological process: negative regulation of apoptotic signaling pathway. The record is from RefSeq and is a predicted model, not a curated record. Gene Ontology annotation, cellular component: endoplasmic reticulum; Golgi apparatus. Lineage: Eukaryota; Metazoa; Chordata; Aves; Piciformes; Lybiidae. The transcript has 12 exons. Bases 214 to 1179 code for a protein of 321 amino acids.
AUCCACAGGAGAGGCUCCCACACCCCCUGGCCGUCUCCCUCCUUAUCUGCACCCCCAGUGGCGCAGCGGCACGAAGCCGCCGCAGGAGGGCGCGGAGGCAGGCGGUGCCUUUCCCCGCCCCGCCCGUCCCGUCCCGUCCCGUCCCGGCUCUGCGCGACUGCCGCCGGGAGAGCGACGCGCAGCAGGUGCCUGUGGGAGACAGAGGCAGCUGGCAUGGCACAGCCCAAUGCACCUCCACUCUAUGAUGACAGGAACCCCCUUUACCCCCCACCCUCAGGGGGGUACCCCCAGCCCCCCCAAUAUGCUGGAGGGUACCCACAGCCUGGGGGAUACCCUGCAUCAGGAGGGUAUGCCCAACCAGGGGGCUACCCAGCAGCAGGGGGGUAUGCACAUCCAGGGGGCUACCCAGCAGCGGGGGGGUACCCCCAGCCAGGAAUAGCCAUGCCCACCAUGCCAGUUCGGUUUGGUGAUGAUGGCAUUGGGGGUGGCUCCCCCUUCCAGUCGGCCGACUGGGAUGACAGGAAAGUCCGUCACGCCUUCAUCCGCAAGGUCUAUGCCAUCAUCUCACUGCAACUUCUGGUGACAGUGGGGAUCAUUGCUGUGUUCACCUUUGUCUCCCCUGUCCGCUCCUUCGUCCAGAGGAACGUGGCCAUCUACUAUGCCUCAUAUGCUGUAUUCCUGGUGACCUACCUGAUGCUGGCCUGCUGCCAGGGUCCCCGGAGACGCUUUCCCUGGAACAUCAUCUUGCUGAGCAUCUUUACACUGGCCAUGGGGCUGAUGACAGGGACAAUUGCCAGCAUGUACCGGACCAACGCUGUCCUGAUUGCCAUGCUCAUCACUGCCAUCGUGGCUAUUAUUGUCACCAUCUUCUGCUUCCAGACCAAGGUUGAUUUUACAUCGUGUCCAGGGCUCUUCUGUGUGCUAGGCAUCGUCGUCAUGGUGACUGGGAUUGUCACCGCCAUUGUCCUGUCCUUCAAAUAUGUCCCCUGGCUCCACAUGCUGUAUGCAGCCAUCGGCGCGAUCGCCUUCACCCUGUUCCUUGCCUACGACACCCAGCUCGUGCUGGGAAACAGGAAGAACACACUGAGCCCCGAGGAGUAUGUCUACGGUGCCCUCACCAUCUACACCGAUAUCAUCUACAUCUUCACCUUCAUCCUGCAGAUCGUGGGCAGGGAUUAGCACUGGGACCCCUCCGGUGCCCUUCCCACUGUCCCUCACUCCCACCUCCGGCCUCUGUACAGGAUAUGGCCCCUUAAGUGACUCCUAACACUUCAGCAUUUCUGAGGCUGCUAAGAAAAGGGCUUCCCUUGAUCACCUCGCCCCUGCCAAAGCCUCCAAGAGCAGUGGGGGAACUGGCUGCCAGAGUUUAGGCAGUGCCUGGCCUGGCCACCACUUGCCUAGCCCAUGACAGCAGUGCUGCACUGGAGGUGGAGCAACACAGUCCUGCCUGGGUACCAGGAACUUAUAGUGGCCACUGGGAUCAUGCUGGAGUUUCUCUGGCAGAGCCCACUUGGUAUCAUUCACUUUGUGCCUUAAACAUGUCUCUGGCUUUGUCUGCCUCCCGGAGCUGUGGCAGUGCCCAGCGUGGGCAGGGGCAGCUGGGAGCCCUGUGGCAGGACUAGUGGCAGAGCUUACGUUCCAGAGGCCCUGCAGCCUCUGUAAGAUGUGGUUAAAAUUGCACUUGCUAAAUAAAACACUUUAAUUUUCCAGACA